This is a messenger RNA of Harpegnathos saltator (Jerdon's jumping ant), 2535 nucleotides long. RefSeq names its product mitochondrial ribosome recycling factor 2 (gene mRRF2). Lineage: Eukaryota; Metazoa; Arthropoda; Insecta; Hymenoptera; Formicidae. The record is from RefSeq and is a predicted model, not a curated record. Gene Ontology annotation, biological process: mitochondrial translation; ribosome disassembly. Gene Ontology annotation, cellular component: mitochondrion. Gene Ontology annotation, molecular function: GTP binding; GTPase activity. Bases 222 to 2282 code for a protein of 686 amino acids. The transcript has 5 exons.
UUUCGUUGGUACCAACGUUAUCCCCUCUACUUCUCGGGAAAUUGUUGCCUUACCCUUUGAAAAGAUGUCGAUUUUUAAUGCCGGAGUCUUCGCUACGAGCCGCCACUAUACAUACCGAAAGGAUUUGAGAAACAAAAAGUAAAGAAUUGGAGAUUGCAAAGAUACGCAAUAUCGGCAUUUUGGCACAUAUUGAUGCUGGAAAAACCACUACAACAGAAAGAAUGUUAUUCUAUUCGGGUUUGAUCAGGAGCAUGGGAGAAGUACACCAUGGAAACACAGUUACUGAUUACAUGGAACAAGAACGUCAACGUGGAAUAACCAUCACUUCAGCUGCUGUUACAUUUAACUGGAAAAAUCAUCGGUUCAAUUUAAUAGAUACUCCAGGUCAUAUAGAUUUCACUAUGCAGGUAGAGCAAACUCUACAUAUACUGGAUGGUGCAAUUGUAGUUUUGGAUGGUUCUGCUGGUGUGGAGGCACAGACAUUGACAGUCUCAAGGCAGGCGGAUAGGUAUAAUAUUCCCCGAAUAGUCUAUGUUAACAAAAUGGACAGGGCAGAUGCUGAUUUUGAUAUGUGUUUACAAUCCAUUGAAUCCAAGUUGAAUGUAGAAACACUAGCUACGCAGAUUCCUGUAAAGACAGCAGGAGUUUUAGAGGAUAUUGUGGAUGUGAUAACCAUGGAAAAGUUAAUGUUCGAUGAAAAAUGUCAGGGUAUGAAUAUGACAAGAAGAAAAAUCACUGAAAACGACGACGGGAAACUUUGGGAAAUAGCCAGUGAGAAGCGACGAGCAUUAACCGAUAAGUUGUCGGGCUUAGACGACAAGCUAGCCGACAUCAUCAUAGAACAAGAAUCUCUGGAGGACGUGACGGCACAGGCGUUAGCCGAAUCCUUGCGCAAUGUCACAAUAAGCAGGAGAGGCGUUCCCGUAAUGUUGGGCAGCUCUUACAAGAACGUGGGAGUGCAACCUUUGAUGGACAAUGUCAUUCUUUAUCUACCAUCCCCAGGAAACUUGAAAAAAUUAAGCUCGUAUCGACACUUCGGAGACAGUUUGGCAGCGCGAGUCUUCAAGAUUGUUCACGACAAGCACAAGGGCCCGGUUACCUUCUUCAGAAUCUAUUCCGGCAGUAUGAAGAAGGGUCAAAAGUUGUACAACGUGACGCGCCAGCAGAGUGAGCAAUGUACUUAUUUAUAUAUCGCUUGCGCCAAUGAUUACGAGGAGGUGACCGAGGUGAGUUAUGGUAAUAUCGCGGCAGUGGCUGGAUUGAAAAACACCGUCACCGGCGAUUUGGUAACGAUAAGUGCGAACAUAGCCAAUCGUGCCAAACAGGCCAUGCUGAAGGAGAACUCGGACCACACGGAGGACGUGAAUAAUUUUUUCGCGUCUGGUAUGAAACUGUUGGAUCCUGUAUUCUUCUGUUCCAUAGAGCCACCCUCUCUAUCGGCACAGACGCCUCUCGAGAUUGCUCUUCAAGAACUGCAAAGAGAAGACCCCAGUCUACGCGUGAAUAACGAUCCUGAGACCGAGCAGAUCGUUCUCGCGGGUAUGGGCGAGCUACACAUCGAAAUCAUUAAGGAAAGGAUCAAGAGGGAAUAUAAGAUCGAUGCGGAUUUGGGUCCUCUGCAGAUAGCUUACAAAGAGACGAUUCAGGACGCCGUUAAGGACACGUUGAUUACCGAGCACAAAGUGGGUAAUACGAAUCAUCAGGUUACCAUCACGAUGUCCUUGAUACCCAAUUAUCAGGGCAUGGGGAAGCUGCUUCUGGACAGAUCUUGCCCGGACAACUCAUCGAACAUCGACAAUAUUCAUCCGCGAAUGAUGAACGCGGUCAAGAAUGGCGUAAAUGCUGCGCUGUUGCGCGGUACCAAGUUGAGUUGUCCGGUUAUCAAUGUCGGCGUUAAGCUGCAUUGGCUGGAAGUGGGACGCGGUACAUCUGAUACCAUGGUCUCUGCCGCAGCCUCGCAAUGCAUUCGAAAGAUGCUCAAAAACGGUCAUAGUAUGUUAUUGGAACCCAUCAUGCGAUUAGACAUUGUUGCACCGCAGGAAUAUUCCUCGAGCAUCACCGCGGAUCUCUCUCGCAGGCGAGCUGAAAUGCAACAGAUCGAUCAACGUGGCAACAAUAAGGUGAUUAGUGCCUUCGUGCCGUUAUCAGAAUUGCUAGGAUACUCGACGACAUUAAGAAUCGUCUCGUCGGGCAACGCGACGUUUUCACUGGAAUUUAGUCAUCAUCAACUAAUGACUAUCGGCGAUGAAGAGGAAGUAAUUAGAAAAUCCAAAGGAUUCUAAUAUAUAUAACAAUAUUAUCGGUAAUAGACGAGUAAAGUUAUACAGAGAGUAUAAUUUGAUCUCGUUUUAUUGACUCAAUCUAAUCAAAAUAUAUUGCAACAUUAUUGAUGGUGCGUUACAAUCUCCAUAUACGUUCCUCAACAACGACCACCAAGUAUGACGCCAGAAAGUUCUUGGUAGAUUAGCCGCAGAACAUGAAAGAGUCGCUAGCGCAUACUAUCAAAAAAAAAAAAAAAAAAGUUUAUCGCUUCCG